GGCUCUGACGGCCUUCCUUCCUUCCUUUGUUUUUCCCAGUGGCUGGGCUUCUGCCCCUCGGUGCAGUUGGCAUUGGGCUGAUGGCUCUCGUGCCGGGAGGCCAGCGCAGACCUCACCCCUCAUUCCCACUCCCCACUGCUGGGCCGGCCCCUGCCCACCUAAACCCCUGCAGCCCCAGGUGUGAUAAACGCCCAGAGAAGCCCGCCCUUGCUCCACCCGUCUUUGUGUUUCAAAAGGAUAAAGGACAAAAGUCCUCUACAGAGCAAAAAGGCUUGUCGGAUUCGGGUGAGGAGGCUGAGGCCCCCCACCGUGGCCCGGCUCACCCCCCGCCAGCUGGUGAGCGGGCCCUAGAGCCUCCUGGCCCCGCUAACACUUCCUCCAGCACUCCUCCGCCUCCCGAUCCUGAAGCCCGGCUUCCUCCUUUGCCGCAAGAACUGGCAGGGAGGUCAGCUGGCGGCUCCAGUCCCGAGGGGGGAGAAGAUUCCGACAGAGAAGAUGGCAACUACUGCCCGCCCGUCAAACGGGAAAGAACGUCCUCGCUCACCCAGCUGCCACAUGCCCAGCCAGAAGAGAAGAGCAGUGGGUUCCGGUUGAAGCCGCCGACGCUGAUCCACGGCCAGGCGCCCAGUGCAGCCUCUUGUGUUGCAGGUCUGCCGAGCCAGAAGCCCAAGGAGCAGCAGCGGAGCGUGCUGCGCCCAGCUGUGCUACAGGCCCCGCCGCCCAAAGCCCUGCCGCAGAGCAUCCCAAACAGCGGCACCAACGGGGUCAGCAUCCUAGCAGACUGCACAGGGGCACGGGUGGCAGCCUCGCCCGACAGCCCUGCACGGAGGAGCCCCUCAGAAUAUGCCGAUGACGCCCAAACACACGAGGAGUCCCAGAGAAAGGAGCCGAGCAGGACUUCGGAGGAGGAGGAGGAGGACUGUGAGAAGAGAGAGCAGGUUGCACAGCAAGCCUUCGUGUUUGGGCAGAACCUGAGGGACAGGGUGAAGCUACUCCAUGAGAACGCGGACGCAGCCGACGCCGACAGUGCCGGGCAGCCCAGCUCGGACACACCAGCCGCAACCAACUACUUCCUUCAGUAUAUGAGCUCCAGUUUAGAGAACUCGACCAACAGUGCCGACUCUCCCAGCAACAAAUUUGUGUUUGGCCAGAACAUGAGUGAGCGUGUUUUGAGUUUCCCCAAACUGAACGAGGUCAGCUCAGAAGCCAGCAGGGAGCUCGCUGCCGCUGACUCCGGGUCUGAGUCCUCGUCCCAGGAGGCCACCCCCGAGAAAGAGUCCCUGGCCGAGUCGGCUGCCGCGUACACCAAGGCCACGGCGCGCAAGUGUCUGCUGGAGAAGGUGGAGGUCAUCACAGGGGAGGAGGCGGAGAGCAACGUGCUGCAGAUCCAGUGUAAACUGUUUGUCUUUGACAAGAGCUCGCAGUCCUGGGUGGAGAGGGGCCGGGGACUGCUCCGACUCAAUGACAUGGCGUCAACGGACGACGGGACGUUACAGUCCCGGCUCGUGAUGCGGACCCAGGGAAGCCUGCGGCUGAUCCUCAACACGAAGCUCUGGGCGCAGAUGCAGAUUGACAAGGCCAGCGAGAAGAGCAUCCGCAUCACGGCCAUGGACACGGAGGACCAGGGGGUCAAGGUCUUCCUGAUCUCGGCCAGCUCCAAGGACACGGGCCAGCUGUACGCAGCCCUGCACCACCGCAUCCUCGCCCUGCGCAGCCGAGUCGAGCAGGAACAGGAGGCCAAGACGCCAGCCCCUGAGCCGGGGGCUGCCCCGUCCAACGAGGAGGACGACAGUGACGACGACAACAUGCUGGCUCCCUCGGGAGCGGCCGCAGCCGGUGCCGGUGAGGAAGGCGAGGGCCAGACAGCCGGGAGCACAUAGCGGCCGGGGCCACGGCGCUCGGGGCUGCUGCUCUGGCCGCUCGACCACCACCCGCCUCUCCCCACGAGCAGCACACCCGGCGGGGUCGGCCUCAGCGGAGCCACACGUCCUGGGCCGGAGGAGCCUCGGGAGCUGCCUGACUGUGGUUGGGGACGUGAGCCCUCAUCAUAUUGAUGAGCAAACAAAAGAGCUUCCCCUGAAUUGAAACGGCA
Messenger RNA from Ochotona princeps (American pika), 2092 nucleotides. It is a transcript of the gene RANBP3, whose product is annotated as RAN binding protein 3. The transcript has 17 exons. Gene Ontology annotation, molecular function: GTPase activator activity. Gene Ontology annotation, biological process: protein export from nucleus. Gene Ontology annotation, cellular component: nuclear pore; cytoplasm. Bases 81 to 1880 code for a protein of 599 amino acids. NCBI's taxonomy places the organism in Eukaryota, Metazoa, Chordata, Mammalia, Lagomorpha, Ochotonidae. The record is from RefSeq and is a predicted model, not a curated record.